CUUUCCCAUAGCUAUCUUUCUUCUCCCUAAUUCUUAGAAAUGGCAUCUAAUCAGCCUUUGCCUGUAUCUGAGAUGGUAGUUUCACACAUUGAUCAUGAAACUAUCAUGCAAGAAAUUAUGGCUACUCAUAAUCCCGAUAGCAAAGACUUUCAAGUCAAUUUUAUCUUUAAUACCGUGAAAAACAUCCUUUGUCCUAUUACGACUAUUGGAAAAUCCAUUCCUGAGGACGAGGAGUCAAAUGAGGAGUCUGAUGAGGAGCUAUUUGACUACAAGGAUUUUGGUGAGGGAGAACCCAAUAAUGAAGAGUUUAAAGACGUGGAAUUUUUAUGUCAGAUAAAACGACUUUCCUUUGAGACUACAUUAAAGUGUUGGGAUAAUGCGGAUCAACACACAACUGUAAUAUACUUUAUGAAAAUGUUAUCCAUAUUUUCAUGGGAUGUCAAGAUUUUGAUGAUGCUGGCAGCAUUCUCCAUCAUGUAUGGAGAAUUUAGUUUUGUUAAUGGUCACAAGGGAUUGAGUACCAAGUUGGCAACUGUCAAGGGAAUCCCUGCUCCUAUGGUGCCCUCUCAUGUCCAGUUUAUCAAAUUACUCUUACAGCUCACUAAGUAUAUUGUUGAGCUCGCAAAAUCAUCCUCUCAUAGUUCAGCGUCAAUCAUACCAGUCUCUUGCUACUGGAUCUUCACGAGUAUUCUUGCUUGCACAUCCAAUUUUGCUCGCUUUCCGAGAGCGAAUUCUAAGUGGCCUGAAAGAACACAAUUGUCCAGUUUAGCUGCUAAAGUUAAAGACUUAAUUUUAGAAUGCCGCCCAAUAAUAGAAAAGAAGAGAGAAGAGGAAUCUUACCAAGCAUUGUGUUGCGCAUUUUCUGAGGAGAGCCCGGUUCCUUCCAGUAAUUUGGAUGUUCUCAAAUUACUAUUCAAUGUCAAGCGUCAUGACAAAAAGAAGCUCAUAUAUGAUGGCCUGACAGAAAAAAUGGUGGGAUUACAUUCGUUGAACAAUAAGGGUUUGCUAUUGUUAAUAUCACCAAGUCUUGACAUUGACAUCCAUUUGCGUGACCUACUUCAUGACGUUGAGUGGAAAAUUAAACUACGUACACUAUGGAUUCCAAUAUUAGAUUGUCCUACAUUAUGGACAACUAAUAAAAAUGUGAAAGAGCAGUUUAGAGGUUUAGUAAAUGUACAUCAUUUACUUUCAAUGAGAAAUCCAGAAAAAUCAGUAUCCUUAGGAUUAGUAAGAUUUGUUAAAGAGAAAGUGUUGCAUAUUGGAGGUGAGCCUAUCAUUAUCUCACUGGAUCAUCAUGGAAGGAUUACUCACCGCAAUGCAAUGCAUUUGAUAUGGAUAAGACUUGGGGUUAUAUUUACGGAGUAUACUACAGAGAGCAGUGAAGAUAGCAUAGUUCCUUUCUUACAAACUGUGCUCAAGAAAAGGACUUUGGAUGUUAGGGAGUUUGUGCCUCACAUUGAUAGAGAGAUAAGUGACUUUACAGGUGAAAUGAAUAGCAAGGUGAAUGAUUGGUUGCAUGGCAUUAUUAGGCGUGUAAAUGAUCCGAUUUACAGCAAUAUUUACACAUGUGAAAGGGAAAAUAAUCUAUGGAAGGAAGUAACUUGGUGCACUAAACUUUUGUCAAGUGACAAGCGUGGUCAGCUAAGUGUAUUGGUCGAUGCGAACGAGUACAUCUUUUUGAUGGGAGGGAAUGACAUAAAUUGGGUUAAAAAAUUCAAAUCAAAGGUGUUGUGUGUUAAUCCACAAUUGGCAUUUGUGAUGUCUUACAUUGGUACCAACAUUAAAGUAGCAUUAACAAUUGCUCGAGAGAAAAUUUGCGAAUAUAGUGAACCUUGUGUUGCAAAAGAUUUUUGGACACGACAGCAAAGUAUGUUCUUGUCAAGAAUUCAAUUCUUAAAUGAGAUUCAUCGCGAUGAGAAGAGUGACGAAAUUGUGGAAGGAUUAAAAAGAUUGCUAGCUUAUGAGGCUAAAGGAUCAACAAUUGAAGGAUGUGUUUUGUUAGCUAAAAGGAACAAAAUAAUUUUAUGUGACUUAGGAGACAAAAUGCUGACGGUUAUGAAUGAAUAUGAGAAAUGGAAGGACAACGCCAUUGCCAAAGGGUUUGACCAAGCGUUCAAAGAUCAUCAUGAGAUGCUUGCUUCAACUUCUACUUCACAUCACCACCCUUAUUGUGCUCUGGAAUACCCAUCCAAUUUUAACCAAAUUCCAGAGAAUGAGAAGUGUCCCCAGUGCUGUUACAAUAUGAACAAAUUCGUCACUUUUACGUGCUGCCAUGGCCAUUCUUUUAUUUUGGAUGAUGAUGAUGAUGGUAAUGGUGAUGGUGAUGGUGGUGGUGGUGGUGAUGGUGAUGGUGAUGAUGAUACAAAUUAGUAUACUUAACUAAUACUGGCACAUUAUUAUGCAGUUUUUACACAUGUAUUGAUGGUUAAACUUUUGCACCCAAUUUAAUUUCUCACAAUUUGUUACUUGCAAUUGAGAGAGAAUUUUUUAUUGUUUUCA
Ipomoea triloba (trilobed morning glory) is the source of this 2499-nucleotide messenger RNA. RefSeq names its product protein SIEVE ELEMENT OCCLUSION B-like. The record is from RefSeq and is a predicted model, not a curated record. Bases 40 to 2370 code for a protein of 776 amino acids. NCBI's taxonomy places the organism in Eukaryota, Viridiplantae, Streptophyta, Magnoliopsida, Solanales, Convolvulaceae. The transcript has 8 exons. Gene Ontology annotation, biological process: phloem development.